UUGUGUUUAGAUUUAUCUCAAUUAUGUUUUUAAAGCAGGGUUUUAGUGUUUUUCAAGCAUCUGCACGAUUAUCUAUUUCUACAGUUAGGAAUAGUACACGUAGAUUAUAUUUUACGACCACAAAAUCACCAUCAAAAGGAUUUCUAUAUGGCGGAAUUGUCUUAGGUGCAUCUUUGUUAGGGUGCGGAUAUUAUUAUUAUAAUUAUGGAAUGGAUUCUUUUGAUUUUUUAAUUACUAAAAAUAAGGAUCAAAAAAAUUAUCAUAAAGUAUAUCGUGAAAUUGCAGAAUUAAUGAAUUCUGAAGAACUGGAAGAUUACGAUGAUGGUUCACUUGGUCCAAUUUUAGUUCGUCUUGGAUGGCAUUCAUCAGGAACAUAUAAUAAAGAAGAUAAUUCAGGUGGAUCUAAUGGAGCAACGAUGAGAUUUGAACCUGAAUCGAAGCAUUUAGCAAAUGCAGGACUUCAUGUUGCACGAGAAGCAUUAGAAAAGAUAAAAAAAAAGAAUCCUUGGAUAAGUUAUAGUGAUCUUUGGACUUUAGCAGCAGUUUGUGCAAUCCAAGAAAUGUCUGGUCCAUCUAUUCCAUGGCGUCCUGGUCGUGUAGAUGGUGAUUCUACUCGUUGCCCCCCUGAUGGUUUGUUGCCGGAUGCAUCAAAAGAACAAAGUCAUUUAAGGAAUAUUUUUUAUCGUAUGGGAUUUAAUGAUCAGGAAAUUGUUGCUUUAUCUGGAGCACAUGCUUUAGGACAAUGUCAUCCUGAUAGAUCUGGUUAUACUGGUCAUUGGACUUUUUCUCCUACUGUAUUUACAAAUGAUUAUUAUAAGAUGCUACUUAAUGAGAAAUGGGAUUACAAGAAGUGGGAUGGUCCAAAACAAUUUGAAGACAAAACAAAGAGUUUAAUGAUGCUUCCUACUGAUAUUUCCCUUAUAAAAGACAAAGAGUUUAAAAAGUAUGUUGAGCUUUAUGCAAAAGACGAGAAGAAAUUUUUUGAAGAUUUUUCAAAAGCCUUUAGUAAACUUUUAGAAUUAGGUGUUCCACAUUUUGACCAAGAACCUAUUAUAUUUAAGCAUAUUGUUGAUUGAGCAUCCUGAUAU
Pneumocystis murina B123 is the source of this 1088-nucleotide messenger RNA. RefSeq lists its product as hypothetical. The record is from RefSeq and is a predicted model, not a curated record. Lineage: Eukaryota; Fungi; Ascomycota; Pneumocystomycetes; Pneumocystales; Pneumocystaceae. Gene Ontology annotation, biological process: hydrogen peroxide catabolic process; response to reactive oxygen species; cellular response to oxidative stress. The coding region runs from base 24 to 1076 and encodes 350 amino acids. Gene Ontology annotation, molecular function: peroxidase activity; heme binding. The transcript has 7 exons.